Molecule: messenger RNA, 2222 nt
Organism: Emys orbicularis (European pond turtle)
Lineage: Eukaryota; Metazoa; Chordata; Testudines; Emydidae
Gene: INTS10
Product: integrator complex subunit 10
Exons: 18
Coding region: 1-2217 (738 amino acids)
Biological process (GO): snRNA processing
Cellular component (GO): integrator complex
Source: RefSeq, a predicted model, not a curated record
AUGUCGGCGCAGGGGGAUUGCGAGUUCCUGGUGAAGCGGGCCCGGGACCUGGUGCAGGGGGACCUAUGGGCGGCCAAGGCCUGGCUCAUCACGGCGCGGAGCCUCUACCCGGCCGACUUCAACAUCCAGUAUGAAAUGUACACUAUUGAGAGGAAUGCUGAGCGGACAGCAUCAGCUGGCAGACUGUUAUAUGACAUGUUUGUGAAUUUUCCAGACCAGCCAGUGGUGUGGAGGGAGAUUAAUGUUAUUACAUCAGCAUUAAGGAAUGACUCACAGGAUAAGCAGACUCAGUUCUUAAGAGGUUUAUUUGAGACCCUUCCUGGUCGAGUUCAGUGUGAAAUGUUACUAAAGGCCACAGAGCAGUGUUUCAAUACACUAGAAAGGGCAGAAAUGCUACUGCUGCUUCUACGACGCUUCCCAGAGACUGUGGUGCAGCAUGGGGUGGGCCUAGGAGAAACGUUAUUAGAGGCUGAAAAUAUUGAGGACCAAGAAUCCCCGGUCAAUUGUUUUAGGAAAUUAUUUGUUUGUGAUGUUCUUCCUCUAAUCAUUAACAACCCUGAUGUUCGACUACCUGCCAGCUUGCUGUACAAGUACUUGAACAAGGCAGCAGAAUUUUAUAUUAAUUAUGUAACUAGAUCUACACAAAUGGAAAACCAGUAUCAAGGUUCACAAGAUACCUCUGAUCUCAUGUCCCCCAGUAAACGUAGCUCUCAGAAGUAUGUAAUAGAGGGUCUGACUGAGAAAUCAUCCCAGAUUACAGACCCUUGGGAGAGGCUGUUUAAGAUACUGUCUGUUGUGGGAAUGAGAUGUGAAUGGCAGAUGGAUAAAGGAAGAAGAAGUUUUGGUGAUAUUUUACACAGAAUGAAAGACCUCUGCAGAUACAUCAGUAAUUUUGAUAACGAAGCCCAUGCUAAGUAUAAGAAUCAAGUAGUGUAUUCCACAAUGUUGGUCUUCUUUAAGAACGCAUUCCAGUAUGUCAGCAGCAUCCAGCCAUCUCUCUUCCAAGGGCCAAAUGCUCCAAACCAAGUUCCACUGGUUCUCCUUGAAGAUGUGUCCGGUGUCUAUGGCGAUACAGAUCUUGAUCGCAACAAGCACAUACAUAAAAAGAGGAAACUUGCAGAAGGAAGAGAGAAGACCAUGCAGAGUUCGGAUGAUGAAGACCCUUCUGGGAAGGGGAGAAGUCGUCACAUCACAAUAAAUAAGACUGACCUUGCAAACUCUGUUGAAGUACUAGAGAGCUUUAAACUGGCAAGAGAGAGCUGGGAGCUUCUCUAUUCUCUGGAAUCACUCGAUAAAGAAUUCACAAGAAUUUGCUUGUCAUGGAAGACAGAUACCUGGCUUUGGUUACGAAUCUUCCUCACAGAUAUGAUCAUUUACCAGGGUCAGUAUAAAAAAGCAGUUACCAGCCUACAUCACGUAGCAGCUCUCCAGGGAUCUCAUUCUCAGCAGCAGCUCACAGGACAAGGAUCCCUACUAGAGAAUCAGCGAGCACUUAUCCAGUUAGCUACUUGCCACUUCGCCCUUGGAGAAUACAGAUUGACAUGUGAAAAAGUACUUGACCUCAUGUGCUACAUGGUACUUCCCAUACAAGAAGGGGGUAAAACACAAGAGGAGCAGCCUAAAGUGAAGUCUAAAUUCAGGAAAGGUUCUGAUCUAAAACUUUGGCCAUGUACCAGUAAAGCUAUUAUGCCAUAUUGCCUCCAUUUAUUGUUGGCUUGUUUUAAGCUGAGAGCUUUCACAGAUAACAGGGAUGAUAUGGCUUUGGGUCACGUGAUCGUUUUGCUUCAGCAUGAAUGGCCAAGGGGGGAGAACUUGUUCCUGAAAGCCAUCAACAAAAUCUGUCAGCAGGGAAACUUCCAGUAUGAGAAUUUUUUCAACUAUGUUACAAAUAUUGAUAUGCUGGAAGAAUUUGCCUAUUUAAGAACACAAGAAGGAGGGAAGAUUCAUCUGGAGUUGCUGCCAAAUCAAGGAAUGUUAAUCAAGACUUCUAGCCCUCCCAUGGGGUUACUGCAGCAGGAGUUCAUACCUGUACUACAGCCCAGCAUACAGACUGCUGACAGGCAUCACACAGUAACCCGGGGAAUAACUAAAGGGGUGAAAGAGGAUUUCCGCUUGGCUAUGGAGCGCCAAGUCUCGCGCUGCGGGGAGAAUCUGAUGGUGGUGUUACACAGAUUCUGCAUUAAUGAGAAGAUACUGCUACUUCAGACACUGGCCUGAGUGGA